This is a messenger RNA of Apodemus sylvaticus (European woodmouse), 3416 nucleotides long. It is a transcript of the gene Dlgap4, whose product is annotated as DLG associated protein 4. Gene Ontology annotation, cellular component: postsynaptic specialization; glutamatergic synapse. The transcript is spliced from 13 exons. NCBI's taxonomy places the organism in Eukaryota, Metazoa, Chordata, Mammalia, Rodentia, Muridae. Gene Ontology annotation, molecular function: molecular adaptor activity. Gene Ontology annotation, biological process: signaling. Bases 381 to 3359 code for a protein of 992 amino acids. The record is from RefSeq and is a predicted model, not a curated record.
GGGGCCGGGGCCUAGGCGAGCGACGCUGAGAUCGAGCGAGCGAGCGAGUGAGCGAGCGGAGCGGGCGCAGCGCAGAGGCCGAGUGGACCGAGGCGGUCGAGCGCAGGGCGCAGACACUGGUGCCGCCUGCCCUCUGCCUCGAGCCUGGUGACCCCCCCUCCCUGUGUGACCAGGGCCCAACCCACACCUCCGAUGGAGUGCUGGAGAGAUGUGUGUGGCAGUCCUCAGUCCCACACCCGCUUCUGAGGUGUCAUCUGCAGCAGACCUGCCGGCUACCAUUUUCCCCGUGCACGUGGCUCCUUGGUUGGACAGCUGCUGCCUGGGACAGGUGACCCCAGCGCCCCACUAGGGCAAAGGCCCCCGCCCCACGGGCCAGGAUCAUGAAAGGCCUCGGUGACAGCCGCCCCCGCCACCUCUCCGACAGCCUGGACCCACCUCAUGAGCCCCUCUUUGCCGGCCCUGACCGAAACCCUUAUCUGCUGUCGCCCACCGAGGCCUUUGCCCGGGAAGCCCGCUUCCCCGGGCAAAACACACUGCCGGGGGAUGGGCUCUUCCCACUCAACAACCAGCUGCCCCCACCAAGCAGCACCUUCCCUCGAAUCCACUACAACUCCCACUUUGAGGUGCCCGAGGAAAGCCCAUUCCCUAGCCAUGCCCAAGCCACUAAGAUCAACCGGCUGCCUGCCAACCUCCUGGACCAGUUUGAGAAACAACUGCCCAUCCACCGUGAUGGCUUCAGCACCCUCCAAUUUCCCCGGGGCGAGGCCAAGGCCCGGGGUGAGAGUCCGGGCCGCAUUCGCCACCUGGUCCACUCUGUCCAGCGUCUCUUCUUCACUAAGGCGCCCUCCAUGGAGGGCACCGCGGGCAAGGUGGGUGGCAACGGUGGCAAGAAAGGCGGCCUGGAGGACGGGAAAGGCCGCAGGGCCAAAAGCAAGGAACGGGCCAAGGCUGGGGAGCCCAAACGGCGGAGCCGUUCCAACAUCUCAGGCUGGUGGAGUUCAGACGACAACUUGGACGGUGAGGGCGGUGCCUUCCGCAGCGGCCCGGCCUCUGGGCUGAUGACUCUGGGCCGCCAGCCAGAACGCACCCAGCCCCGCUACUUCAUGCACGCCUACAACACCAUCAGUGGACACAUGCUCAAAACCACUAAAAACACCACCACCGAGCUGACCGCCCCCCCACCCCCGCCUGCUCCCCCUGCUACCUGUCCCAGCCUUGGAGUGGGCACCGACACCAACUACGUCAAACGUGGUUCCUGGUCCACUCUGACCCUCAGCCAUGCCCACGAGGUCUGCCAGAAGACCUCGGCCACUUUGGAUAAGAGCCUGCUGAAGUCCAAAUCCUGCCACCAGGGUUUGGCCUACCAUUACCUGCAGGUGCCUGGCGGCGGGGGAGAGUGGAGCACCACGCUGCUGUCCCCUCGUGAAAUGGACAGCACCGCGGAGGGGCCCAUCCCGUGCCGGCGCAUGCGCAGUGGCAGCUAUAUCAAGGCCAUGGGCGAUGAAGACAGUGAUGAGUCUGGAGGUGGUAGUCCCAAGCCUUCCCCCAAGACUGCAGCACGGCGUCAGAGCUACCUGAGGGCCACGCAGCAGUCCCUGGGAGAGCAGAGCAACCCUCGCAGGAGUUUGGACCGCUUGGAUUCAGUGGACAUGCUGCUGCCUUCCAAGUGCCCCAGCUGGGAAGAGGACUACAACCCCCUCAGUGACAGCCUCAAUGACGCCAGCUGUAUCAGCCAGGUUUUUGGGCAGGCUUCCCUGAUCCCCCAGUUGUUUGGCCACGAUCAACAGGUCCGGGAGGCAGAUCUGAGCGACCAGUACGAGGCAGCCUGUGAGUCGGCCUGCAGCGAGGCUGAGUCAACGGCCGCAGAGGCGCUUGACCUGCCACUGCCUAGCUACUUCCGCUCACGCAGCCACAGCUACCUGAGAGCCAUCCAGGCAGGCUGCUCGCAGGAGGAGGACAGUGUCUCCCUGCAGUCCCUCUCCCCGCCGCCCAGCACCGGCAGCCUCAGCAACAGUCGCACUCUUCCAAGUUCAUCAUGCCUAGUGGCAUAUAAGAAGACCCCACCACCGGUCCCUCCACGUACCACAUCGAAACCGUUCAUCUCAGUCACCGUGCAGAGCAGCACCGAGUCUGCUCAGGAUACCUACCUGGACAGUCAAGACCACAAGAGUGAAGUGACGAGCCAGUCGGGCUUGAGCAACUCAUCAGACAGCCUGGACAGCAGUACCCGGCCACCCAGUGUGACACGGGGCGGAAUUACCCCAGGCCCUGAAGCUCCGGAGCCACCCCCUAAGCAUGCAGCUCUGAAGAGUGAACAAGGGACACUGACGAGCUCUGAGUCCCAUUCCGAGGCCAUCCCCAAAAGGAAACUGUCAUCAAUAGGAAUACAAGUUGACUGCAUUCAGCCAGUGCCAAAAGAGGAGCCCAGUCCCGCUACCAAAUUCCAGUCCAUCGGGGUUCAGGUAGAGGACGACUGGCGAAGCAGCGCCCCCUCUCACAGCAUGUCCUCCCGUCGGGACACUGACUCCGAUACCCAGGAUGCCAAUGACUCCAGUUGUAAGUCAUCUGAGAGGAGUCUCCCAGACUGUACCUCACACCCCAAUUCCAUCAGCAUUGAUGCUGGCCCCCGACAGGCCCCCAAGAUUGCCCAGAUCAAGCGCAACCUCUCCUAUGGAGACAACAGCGACCCUGCCCUGGAGGCGUCCUCGCUGCCCCCACCCGACCCUUGGCUGGAGACUUCCUCCAGCUCCCCAGCAGAGCCAGCUCAGCCCGGGGCCUGCCGCAGGGAUGGCUACUGGUUCCUGAAGCUCCUCCAGGCAGAAACGGAGAGACUGGAAGGCUGGUGCUGCCAGAUGGACAAGGAGACCAAAGAGAACAGCCUCUCUGAAGAAGUCUUAGGGAAAGUUCUCAGUGCUGUGGGCAGUGCCCAGCUCCUGAUGUCCCAGAAAUUCCAGCAGUUCCGUGGCCUCUGUGAGCAGAACUUGAACCCUGAUGCCAACCCCCGUCCGACAGCCCAGGACCUGGCGGGGUUCUGGGACCUGCUGCAGCUGUCCAUCGAGGACAUCAGCAUGAAAUUCGACGAGCUCUACCACCUCAAGGCCAAUGGCUGGCAGCCGACGGAGACCCCCGAGAAGAGGAAGGAAGAGAAGAAACCACCCCCUCCAGUCCCGAAGAAGCCAGCUAAAUCCAAGGCGGCAGUGAGCCGCGACAAGGCCUCCGACGCGGGGGACAAGCAGCGUCAGGAGGCCAGAAAGAGACUCCUGGCCGCUAAGCGAGCGGCAUCUGUGCGACAGAACUCAGCCACAGAGAGUGCGGACAGCAUCGAGAUUUAUGUCCCUGAGGCCCAGACCAGGCUCUAAGGCCAUGAAGGAAAAAGCACUCAAUUUUAAAUCAUUAAAAACUCAAUGCAAAUGGAA